Dibothriocephalus latus is the source of this 555-nucleotide messenger RNA. NCBI's taxonomy places the organism in Eukaryota, Metazoa, Platyhelminthes, Cestoda, Diphyllobothriidea, Diphyllobothriidae. The record is from the annotation of a GenBank genome assembly.
AUGUCUAAAAAGCAACUCUCCAAAAGGAAGAGAAAACUACGAAAUCACUAUAAGGACCACUUCCUGUUGGACAUUGAGAACGCCGAAACAUCUGAUGUUUUGACCGGUGGCAAAGCCACAGGCAUGGGUGCCGGUGAUCCUGCCCUUUUUGCCCUUUUGGCCACUGAGGCCGCCAGCACAGUGCGUACAGCAAAGCUGAAGGAGACACCCGUUGCCGAGCCUGUGAUCUCAGCACCCCCACCCCUCAUCCCACGCACUGACUUUGCACCACUGUCUACCACAACUGCAGAUCGGCCACGCCUUGGUGAUGCCCCUCCAUUUCGGCGACAGGAACAACAACAGCAGCAGCAGCAGCCUGCACAGCAAUUCCCCGCCGGCGGCGGUGUUGUCACGAGCGCUGGAAACCAUGCUGUCAAACAGGAUACAAUUUUGGCUAAUACCUACACUUCACCGAGUGAAGCAUCGAAGGUAACGUCUAAUCUACGUGUUACCUCUCAGAUUUGCACCACCCUAGCCAGCCCCACGGUCAUUACCACCGUCAUCAUCUGCUCUUAA